Durio zibethinus is the source of this 4024-nucleotide messenger RNA. The record is from RefSeq and is a predicted model, not a curated record. NCBI's taxonomy places the organism in Eukaryota, Viridiplantae, Streptophyta, Magnoliopsida, Malvales, Malvaceae.
GAAAGAAAAAAAAAAAAAAAAACAGAAGAGAAAAUCGCAAAGUCCCCAGAUUUUUUUCCCAUCCAAACACCCCUUAUUCUUUUAGGGUUUUAUUAUUCCUGUCCUAUUUUGUUUGUAAAUAUUAUAAUUAUCCAAAGAAAUAUCUCUCCGAUUUCUCUCACUUUCCAGGGAAACAAACACAGCCUUUGUAAUCCCUUCGUUUAGCAAAGCUAUUAAAAAAUGAUAUCUGUUGUGAACAACGAUGCCAAAUUCGAUAAAAUAUCCGAUAAAAUCGAAGAGAAAGCUAGGGUUUCUAGCAAUGAUGCUAUUGAUAGCGCAAAUGAAGCGAAUAGAUUGAGCUUAGGAACCUCCAAUGAAGAAACUAGGGUUUCUGCGAUGGAGCUCGAUUCAAAAGAUGUUAGGGUUUCAGGGAAUGAGAGAUCUGAGGAGAUUGGGGAGAGUAAUGGUGAUAGUAUAGAUAAAGGAAGAGGUGGCGAAUCUACGGUUUUUGAUGUAAAUAAUCGGGUGGAUGAACAAAAUGAUAUGGUAAAUGAUGAUGAGCACGGUAGAGUAGAAAAUGUGGAGGAGUUGGAAAAGGAUACUGGUUCCGAGUAUAAGUCGUUGUUAUCUGAGUUUGACGAUUAUGUAGCCAAUGAUAGAAUUGGUGGAGGGACUUCGAGGGCGUUGAGUUAUGGGUUUGAAGUGGGUGAUAUGGUUUGGGGAAAGGUGAAAUCUCAUCCGUGGUGGCCGGGGCAUAUAUUUAAUGAAGCUUUUGCAUCUCCUUGUGUACGUCGCACAAGGAGGGAAGGACAUGUGUUGGUUGCUUUCUUUGGGGAUAGUAGUUAUGGAUGGUUCGACCCGGCUGAGCUUAUCCCUUUUGAUCAUCAUUUUGUGGAGAAAUCACAGCAGACAAAUUCAAGGACUUUUGUGAAGGCUGUGGAAGAGGCAAUGGAUGAGGCUAGUCGGAGGCUUGGUCUUGGUUUGACUUGUAAAUGUAGGAAUCCAUAUAAUUUGCGGCCCACAAACGUCCAAGGGUACUUUGCAGUUGAUGUGCCUGAUUAUGAACCCAAUGGGGUUUAUUCAGUGAAUCAGAUUAGGCAUGCAAGAAGUAGUUUUAAGCCCAGUGAGACCCUUUCAUUUGUGAAGCAAUUGGCAUCAGCACCUGGAGCUUAUGACCAGCAAAGCAUUGAGUUUUUUAAGAAUAAGGCUACCAUUUUUUCAUUUCGGAAGGCUGUGUUUGAGGAGUUUGAUGAGACAUAUGCACAGGCAUUUGGGGUGCAGCCAGCACGACCUUCUAAUGCUCCAGGUGGCAUACCCAAUCAGCCUGUUAAGAAGACGUCUCGAGCUCCUUUGAGUGGUCCAUUGGUGAUUGCUGAAGCUUUGGGUGGUGGAAAGAGUUCUAAAAAGCCCAUGAAAGUUAAGGACCAUUCAAAGAAAAACAGAUACCUAUUCAAGCGAAAAGAUGAAGCAAGUGACUUGCAAGCCCCCUGUCAAAUUAGCCAAGUGCUAUCUAGUUCAUCAAUGCAAUCAUCUUACAUGGAGGGAUCACCAAUAUUUUUAGCUGGAGAUUAUGUGUUGCAGAAUAGGGCUCCUGUGUCUCAGAUUCCCUUAAAACGAGAGCAUACUGUCUUUAUGAGCAAGGAUGGUGCAAGUUCCUGUGGAGAUUUAUCUGCCAGUGAAGUUGUACAUGUAAACCAGACUUCAGCCUACAAUGUUGCUGUAGAUGGAAAGCCAUCUUUGAAUAAAAUUGAUGGUGCAUCAGCAUCUUUUCAGUGGGAAGGUGAUGCUAUGUUUGACCUUAAACCUGAGGAGGGUGAAAAAGUGUCCAGAUCGUACAAAGGAGUUUGGAAACCUGAUCUGGGUUCUGUUGCAAAACUGGAAGGAGGUCAGGGAUUAGAUCAAGUUCGAGAUGGUAGCAUUGGUGGGCAUGCUGUCCCGGUUGAUAAAAAGCGCUCUAGUGAUAUGAGUGCUGAGAGUGAGGUGAAGAAAGCAAAAAAACUCCCUUCAGUGGAUAUAGGUGCUGAGAACUCUGCUUUAAGGGAGAAAAAGAAGAAAAAGAAGAAGAAAGAGGUUGGCUCAGAAUCAAACUCUGAUAAACCAAAGAAGCCGUUUGUCCUUGAAAAUGAUGGGGCCAAAUCUGCCCAAAUUGGUUCGGGUCCUAGAGAAGAGUCUCAAGUGAACCAUCAGAAGAAAGAUGUUGGUCCUACACAUUCUUCUUUCAAUUCUGUUGGGGCUUCCACGAGAUUUGAUAUGGGAAAUCCUGGGCUUCAACUUGCACAUUUACUGAGUGAUUUGCAUGCCCUGGCACUUGAUCCUUUUCAUGGUGUGGAAAGGAAUAGCCCAACGGUUAUUCGGCAAUUCUUUUUGCGAUUCCGAUCACUUGUUUACCAGAAAAGCUUGGUUCUGUUGCCACCAUGUGAGAAGGAGCCUGUUGAAGUUUGUGCCAGUAAACCUCCUUCGGUUGGAGCGGCUGACAACUUUCCUACUGAGAGUGUUAACUCCACUCCUUCAAAACCAGUGAGACCCCUUGUAAGACCUGAUGAUCCAACUAAAGCUGGACGAAAACAUCUCCCAUCGGAUCGUCAAGAAGAAAUUGCUGCAAAGAGGUUGAAAAAAAGUAGGCAGUUGACGUCAUUAGCUGUAGAGAAGAAGGGUAAUCUGAGGACUGUGGAAGCUCCAAAGGUUGACGGAAAAGAACAAACAACUAAAAGGCCCCCAGCAAGGCCAUUCAAUAAACCAGAUUCUGCGAGGAAGAUGGAGCCUCCAGCUAGGGCUAUUGAGCCUACAAUGCUGGUUAUGAAGUUCCCUCCUCAGGUAUCACUUCCGUCAGUUGCAGAACUGAAGGCUAGGUUUGGUCGUUUUGGGUCAUUAGAUCAGUCAGCUAUCCGUGUGUUUUGGAAGUCCUCAACAUGCCGUGUUGUGUUCAGACACAAGAUUGAUGCACAGGCAGCAUAUAGAUAUGCUAAUGGAACUAAUUCCCUAUUUGGCAAUGUGAAUGUGAGAUACCAUCUUCGAAGUGUGGAAGCUCCUACAGCUGAAGCAUUAGAUUCUGACAAGGCACGAGGAGAUGAUGCUGCUAGUGAAACCAUACAUGUUAAGGAUCCUGUAGUUGAAAGAUCAGCACCAGUGCCUGCACACCAGCAUCUUACACAACCAACAGUCCAGCUCAAGUCCUGUUUGAAGAUACCAACAACUGACGAGGCAGGGCAGGCAACUGGUGGUAAUGGAAGUAGAGGGACAGCCCGUGUAAAAUUCAUGUUGGGUGGGGAGGAAAGUAGUAGGGGAGAGCAAUUGAUGGCUGGUAAUAGAAACAACUUCAACAACAAUGCUAGUUUUGCUGACGGUGGUGCACCUUCUUCUGUUGCAAUGGAAUUUAAUAGUAAGAACUUUCAAAAGGUUAUUCCAAAAUCUUUGUCUCCCUCUCCUAUUCAUCCCCUUCCUCAAUUUGGUAAAGCCCCAGCAAAUAAUUUGCAUCCCACCGAAGUAGCUCCCAGUAAUACUCACAAUCUUAAUACAAGUACAACAACAAGCAUAGAUAUUUCACAGAAGAUGUUAAGCCUUCUGACAAGGUGCAAUGAUGUUGUAACCAACAUAACGGGCUUGUUGGGCUAUGUGCCUUACCAUCCACUUUGAUAAAAAAGGCCGCCACGAAAUUAUAAUGUUGAUCAAAUCAAAGAUUAGGGCUUACAUAGAAAAGGAGACCGUAUCAUUUAUCCAAAGCUACUGCAAAUGAUUGCACAAUUGCUCGUGGGAUUUUGCAGCAAAAGGAGCAGAGAGACGGUGAGGUCUUUGAAUUGGUUUGGGGAGGGUUGAUGUUAAGGAGAGUGCAAUUGAUAAACCCAUGUACUCUUUCUUAAAGGUGCUGCAUACUUAAAAACAGUUGUCUACUGGUUUUUGAUGAUCCUCUUUUUGUAGCUUCUUUUUUCUCUAGUCCAUUGACCUGGUGCGUGUGAGCCCGCUGUUUUUAUUAUCUGUAUCUUUCAUAUAUAUUAUCAUAAUUUUUGUCAGUGAUUUGGUCAGAACUGACCUCUUGCACACUCUUUUU